Messenger RNA from Sodiomyces alkalinus F11, 1066 nucleotides. RefSeq lists its product as hypothetical. Lineage: Eukaryota; Fungi; Ascomycota; Sordariomycetes; Glomerellales; Plectosphaerellaceae. The record is from RefSeq and is a predicted model, not a curated record. Bases 443 to 1066 code for a protein of 207 amino acids. The transcript has 2 exons.
AGGUAGUAUUACUGACGGAUGGAUAAUUAUAUUUAGUCCGGGCCCAGACAACCAUUUAAAUACCGUAGACAUCUCUCUCGUCUCUCCCGGACCUCAUCUGUGAUGCAAAGAAAAGCUCUUCACUCGCAUGGCCAGCAGAUGAGAUUUUGCUUUACCCUGCUCACUUGCAUGUCAUGAGAUCUCCCUCUUCCAUCCCUCCUUUAAACAUAAACUGUUCCUUUCGCCAAGAUUCCCCCCCCGCCAUUCUUCAGCCUCAUUUUCCUCUCAUCUCUCGACAGGACCCUCACCCUCGCUGUCGCCCUCUUCCAUUCCGUCGUACACUCCGGUAGCCGCCUCUACAUUGCUAGCCCCGACACCGACAGCCCGUCAGCCCGUUACUUUACGCUCAGGACCGCAACAGGCACGCGCGCCAACCAUCCACUCAUCCCCAUCCCCGCCCGCCAUGUCGUCAAGCCAGUCCCCGACGGGGAGCGCAACGGCCGGCGCCUCGGAUCCCGAGACAACAACAUCCGGGACUAGCCGUUCAGCGGCCGUCCAGUCGGAACCACUACCGCCGCUCUCACCCGCCGACUUUCGCGUCUACAACCGCCUAGCGGAGAAGAUGGACUUUUUUCACGACAACUUCCGCAGAACCUGGACCACCCUCCACACAACCGCGACCUCCAACACGCGUCUCCACGGCAAGGCCCUCCGCUCCUUCAUCGACCAAAGCCUCUACUUCCUGCAGAUGCUGAAAGCCCACCACGACAUCGAGGAGACCUACGUCUUCCCCGUGCUCGCCCGCAAGAUGCCCCAAUUCCGCACCGGGGAGAAGAGCGACGACGCCGCCGCCGAGCUGCUGCGCCAGCACCGCGAGAUCCACCGCGGCAUGGACGCCCUCGAGACGUACCUCCGCGCUUGCCGCUCCGGGGAGGAGGAGGGGCUGGACAUGGCGCGGGUUCGCGAGCUGAUGGAUUCUUGGGGGACUGUGCUGUGGAGGCAUCUUGAUCAGGAGGUGGAGACGCUGGGGGCGGAGAAUAUGAGAAGGUACUGGACGUUGGAGGAGGUGAGGCGGCUACCCAUGUGA